This is a messenger RNA of Cottoperca gobio, 1037 nucleotides long. It is a transcript of the gene galnt14, whose product is annotated as UDP-N-acetyl-alpha-D-galactosamine:polypeptide N-acetylgalactosaminyltransferase 14 (GalNAc-T14). Gene Ontology annotation, molecular function: polypeptide N-acetylgalactosaminyltransferase activity. Gene Ontology annotation, biological process: protein O-linked glycosylation. The coding region runs from base 144 to 1037 and encodes 297 amino acids. The record is from RefSeq and is a predicted model, not a curated record. The transcript is spliced from 9 exons. Gene Ontology annotation, cellular component: Golgi apparatus. Lineage: Eukaryota; Metazoa; Chordata; Actinopteri; Perciformes; Bovichtidae.
GGGACCGGACAGACUUGUGUGUGGUAGUUAGUGGAGGUUGUCCGGUUUAGUCUCGUUGUUUUAUUUGUUUUCCUCGCUUCUAUAAAAAUGGGAUUCUGACAUCAGCCGGGCAGCGGGCGCCGCCGGCUCCUCCUGACCGGAAAAUGAAGCGUCUCUGUCGGAGGCUGGCGGUGACCGUGGCGGUGCUGGUGUGGCUGGGAGCGCUGGUUUACCUGCUGGUGUUAAGCCGGAGGAGGCUGCCGGAGCUCGGUAAUGGAGCAGUGGGAGGAGGAGGAGGAGCAGCGGGAGGCGGAGAGACUGCCGACAACCAGAUUUCGGACGCAGAGUGGGACGACAUGUUGGAGGGAUUUGAUGAGCGAGGUUACCUGAGCGCCCGGCGCUGGAAGCCCGGUGACGACCCGUACACGCUGUACGCCUUCAACCAGAGGGAGAGCGAACGCAUCCCCAGCAACCGAGCCCUGAGAGACACACGGCACUACAGUGUGUUGAACAGGACUCCAGUUCAUCUCAUCCAUGACAUAAUCCUGGUGGACGACUUCAGUGACGACGAAAGUGACUGCCAGCUUCUCACCAAACUGCCCAAAGUCAAAUGUCUUCGCAACAACAAGAGAGAGGGUCUGAUCAGGUCCAGAGUGCGGGGGGCCGAUACUGCGAGGGCCGGGGUCCUCACCUUCCUGGACAGUCACUGCGAGGUCAACAAGGACUGGCUGCCCCCCCUGCUGCAGACGAUCAAACAGGACCCAACCUGUGUGGUCAGCCCAGUCAUCGACAUCAUCAACAUGGAUACUUUUGCCUACGUGGCGGCCUCCGCUGAUCUCCGGGGAGGUUUUGAUUGGAGUCUCCAUUUCAAGUGGGAGCAACUGUCCCCUGAACAAAGAGCUCUUCGGACCGACCCGACCCAACCAAUCAAGACUCCCAUCAUUGCAGGCGGGCUCUUUGUGAUUGACAGGUCCUGGUUCAACCACCUCGGCAAAUACGACACUGCCAUGGACAUUUGGGGCGGAGAGAACUUCGGUGAGUCAGAAGAGGAAAAAUAA